Molecule: messenger RNA, 906 nt
Organism: Entrophospora sp. SA101
Lineage: Eukaryota; Fungi; Glomeromycota; Glomeromycetes; Entrophosporales; Entrophosporaceae
Source: the annotation of a GenBank genome assembly
AUGUCAAACUCGAUGCAAUUUAUGUUUAAUGAUUUAAAAUUAAGGACUUUUCAAGCAUCUGUUGUUUGUGCAAGUGACACAACAAAAAAAGUUCUCGCUUGUCUUGGUUGUGUUCAACGUGAGUUUACGGAUUUAGAUGAUGAAAAAAUGAUGCAAUUGGAACAAAAUAAAAUUCUUUUAUUUAAUUGUAAUGAAAUUGUUGAUUUCAAUAGUGGUGAUAUUAUUUUACCAACAAGAAUAACUUGUUAUUGUAGACAUCAUAAUGAAAAAGUUGGAUUUCGCAUAAAAGAUCAUACAAAUAAUAUUAUUGCAACAGGAAUGUCACCUCCUAUCAUGAUAACUGAUGAUCAUAAAUCAUCUAAAAUAAAAAAUGGAAUGGCAAAAAAACGUUUAAGAACUGAACAUGGUCAUAGUAAUACAAAUAAUUCAUCCAAAAAAAUUUUAAACGAUAGACAACACCAUAAACCUUCCUCUCCACUUCCUUCUUCCACCUCAUCUCCUUCUAGUAACGUUUAUAGGAACAACAACAACAGUAAUAAUUUAAUGAUGAGCAUCUCUCCAGCUGAAAUUCAACCAGAUUCUUCACUAAGGCUAUUCUCAAAAAUGAUCAUACCAGUACGUUGUUUUUCAUGUGGCAAAGUUAUUGGAAAUAAAUGGGACUUGUACCAAUCAUUAUUAGAAAAUGACUAUUUAGAAGGGGCUGCAAUGGAUGCUAUUGGACUUUCUCGUUAUUGUUGUCGCCGAAUGAUCCUAACACAUACGGAUUUAAUUUCAAAAUUACUACAAUAUAAUCCACAAGAAAGAAAUCGAGAAGAGUCUAGAGGACAAUUCCGUCAACAAUCGUCAAUUUUUCCGAUUAAUCGCGGACCUUCAAGUAGUGGCGGUACGCCAGCAAGACCUACAUAA